AUGGCGGCGGCCAGGUGCUGGAGGCUUGUGCCCCGCCGUCGGGGGCUGUCAUUGCACACAGCUCCAGAAACGGGCUGUGCAGAUGUCGCGGCAGCCCCCGGGGCCCGGUACCCGCCGAUUGUGGCUUCCCUGACAGCCAAAAAGGCGGCACGGCAGCGGCGGGUGGAGCGCUGGCAGGCGGCGGUGCACGCGGCCCCGUCGGUGGACGAGAAGCUGCGAAUUCUCACCAAGAUGCAGUUCAUGAAGUACGUGGUGUACCCGCAGACCUUCGCCCUGAACGCUGACCGCUGGUACCAGGGCUUCACCAAGACGGUGUUCCUGUCCGGCCUGCCGGCCCCGGCCGCCGUGCCCGUGCCCGCGCCCGGCCUGGACAUGGCGGCCCUGCGCGCCGCGGCCUGCGACUGCCUGCUGCAGGAGCGCUUGUACCUGCGGCGCCCGCGGCGCCCGCCCCUCCUGCAGGAGCGCGAGGCCCUCGCCUCGCCUUUCCUGGAUCAGCUGGUGGCGGCGCUCACGAGCCUGCUCGGCCCGCUCAACCCGGUCCUGGCGACCGCCGCGCUCGAUUGUAAGCGCCCAGUUCACUUUUACUGGUUGCGUGGUGAAGAAAUUAUUCCUGCUGGUCAUCGAAAAGGUCGAAUUGAUGCUUUGAGAUACCAAAUAAAUGACAAACCACACAACCAGAUUCGAAUAUCCAAGCAACUCCCAGAAUUCGUGCCAUUGGAAUAUUCUGUUCCUACAGAAAUCCCUGUUAUGAAAUGUAAACCAGACAAGCUUCCAUUGUUCAAACGGCAAUAUGAAAACACCAUAUUUACUGGCUCAAAAACAGCAGAUCCAUGCUGUUAUGGUCACACCCAGUUUCAUCUAUUACCGGACAAAUUAAAAAGGGAAAGACUUUUGAAACAAAACUGUGCUGACCAGAUAGAAGUUAUUUUUAGAGCUAACGCUAUUGCAAGUCUUUUUGCUUGGACUGGAGCACAAGCUAUGUAUCAAGGAUUCUGGAGUGAAGCAGAUGUUACUCGACCUUUUGUUUCCCAGGGUGUGAUCACAGAUGGAAAAUAUUUUUCCUUUUUCUGUUACCAGUUAAAUACUUUGGCACUGACUGUACAUGCUGAUCAAAAUAACCCUCGUAAAAAUAUAUGUUGGGGGACACAAAGUAAGCCUCUUUAUGAGACAGUCGAGGAUAAUGAUGUAAAAGGUUUUAAUGAUGAUGUUCUACUUCAGAUAGUUCAGUUUCUACUGAAUAAACCAAAAGAAGACAAAUCACAGCUUUUGGAAAAUGAAGAGAAAAAACAUCUGAUUCAGGACUUUGAGAAUAUUUAAAUUUCACUGAAGAAACAGUAAAAAGAACUUUAAAAAUGCCACUUGUAAC
Messenger RNA from Castor canadensis (American beaver), 1366 nucleotides. It is a transcript of the gene Mrps30, whose product is annotated as mitochondrial ribosomal protein S30. Lineage: Eukaryota; Metazoa; Chordata; Mammalia; Rodentia; Castoridae. The record is from RefSeq and is a predicted model, not a curated record. Gene Ontology annotation, cellular component: mitochondrial large ribosomal subunit; mitochondrion; ribosome. Gene Ontology annotation, molecular function: structural constituent of ribosome. Gene Ontology annotation, biological process: translation.